GAGCAGACCCGCAAAUUUCAAGCGCAGGUGGAUUCCUUUGAAGCCUGGAUCCGAGCAGGGAGCUCUGUGCCACAGGAGCAGCUCCAGCAGCGGUUCUGGAGGCUGCAGGAUACACAGGAUGCACUGGAGCGGGCGUACCUGGAGGCACGGGAAGAGCAGAGCCUUGGGGACAUGGGGAACUUCGACCCGGAGCGCACAGUGGAAGGGGACAUCUUCUGCUUGGGGAUGCGCCUGGAGGAGCUGAAGGAGCACCUGGAGCGGGCAGCACCAGGGAGCCCUGUGGUGCCAGAGGGCCCCCCCAGCACCGGGGAGACAGCAGGGGACAGCGAGAUGGUGGCGGUGGGGCUGCCCCGACCCUUACGGCACAAGCAGCUCCAAGCAGAGGAGGACUUUGGGGACCUGCUGCAGCAGUACCAGCACCUCAAGUCGCUGCCAGCAUCACUGAGCCUGGAGCAGCUGAGCCUGACGGGGAGCGCAGUGCUGGAGGAGGCUGGUGGCACCGUAGCAGGGGACAGAGGCCCCGGGGGGGUCCUCAGUGGGACACAGUCACCAGAGGAGGGCACUGACCUCGAGACCUCCCCCUCGCCCCCCCCUCAGAGGAAAGAAGUGCCGCUGCCCCACACUGAACCCCCACACCCACAGGGGACCCACAGCCGCCUGUCCCCUGUCACCACCCCGCUGCCACCAUCCACCUCCAGGCUCCCGCUGGCAUUCCCUGAGCCUUUGCCAUCGCGCACAGCCCCGUCCCGCCGCAGCAGUGGGACAGGGAGCAGAGCCCCUCAGCACAAUGCCCUCAAGCCCUGCCGCCAGGAGCAGCGCAUGGUGUCGCCGGAGACGGACAGCGGCUUCGUGGGCUCGGAGAGCAGCCGGGUGUCCCUGUUGGCACGCACCCCUGAGCAUCAGCCACUGGGCACUGGGAAUCACGGCGUGCUGGAACCUCCCGUCCCCGCUCCCCUCCAUCCGCAGAAGAAGGAAGCUCCGCUGCUGCCCCCCAGGAAGGCGCUGAGGGCUCGCUCUGACUCAGAAGGAGGAGACAGGAGCUGCACCAGUGGGCAACCCCCUGGUGGGACGCCCGCCUCACCAUCCCCAGCUCCAGAUCACUGUGACCUGCUGGGAUCCCGCAUGCAGCGAGAGUGA
Meleagris gallopavo (turkey) is the source of this 1137-nucleotide messenger RNA. NCBI's taxonomy places the organism in Eukaryota, Metazoa, Chordata, Aves, Galliformes, Phasianidae. The record is from RefSeq and is a predicted model, not a curated record.